Molecule: messenger RNA, 1869 nt
Organism: Penicillium alfredii
Lineage: Eukaryota; Fungi; Ascomycota; Eurotiomycetes; Eurotiales; Aspergillaceae
Exons: 3
Coding region: 1-1869 (622 amino acids)
Source: RefSeq, a predicted model, not a curated record
AUGCUACAAGUUAUUAUGCUCAUCGCACUUCUGUGCGCGGGUGCCAUCGGGUAUAUGCUUUUGUGGCUUGUCAUGGCUGCCUGCACUAGGGAGGAUUUGAUUCUCCUCAAUACGGAUGGACCAAAAUCGUUUUUGGGGCAGCCUCUUCUCUUCCCGGCGAAGCUCGCCCACGCUCGUCGGUUUCCAGACAUUGAACGAUAUAACUACUGGUACGACUACUUCGUGGUCGGCAUUCCAGUUGGCCUUCGUGGUCGGAUUGGGAAUCUUCUCUCCAUUGAUAACCUCCCUGCACACGAGAGCCACCGGGAGAAGUGCUGGUUCACCAUCGACCCGGCAUAUUACUUAGACCGCGGAAGUGGUGAUCUAUGUCUACGGGAGAAGCUGGAUAUCUUCCUUGAGUCGCUAGACGAGGAUCCUCGAAGCUUUCCAUAUGCAUACCUGAUUAGCACCCCACGAUUCUUGUGGUGGCAAAAGAGCGCCAUUAGCUACUGGUAUCUCUACUCGUCGUCGCGAGAGCUAACAGCUAUGAUUAUGGAGAUCAAUAACUCCUUCUUCGAGAAAAGGAACGUGUUUUUCCGGAUCAGUGGUGACAUAGGACUGGGAAUGAAUACACCCCCGCCCACAGAGACGGUGUGCCUGGCCACUAUGAAAGAGAUGUCCGAGAGGCAAGCGGUGCGCUUUGUCUCGUCAGCCCCUACAUCGAAGAUCUAUAAAGGGACGUGGACAAAACGCAUUUUCGCAUCCCCGUUUGAGAAAAUGGAAGGCGUUUUUACCAAUACUUUUGUGGACCCGCUGCCCUCGGAGCCAAAUCCUAGAGGUACGCUUCAGUCCACUCUCACUUCAGUGAGCGCAGAGGGCCGAGUAAAGGUUAAUAGUCGACUGUCAUCCUGGUCAAAACCGGUAAACCCAAUCUCGGCAUCCUGGAGGGACGUCACUCACAUCAUCCUACGCUGGACGCAUGUCGGCGCCAUCUCAUCUCCUCGCAUCAUCAAAGAAGCGCUGCGUAUCCGCUUCAGAGGAAUGAUGGAAUAUCACAAGAGACCUGAAGUUAGACCGGGAAGUAUUCCACGUAACCAGACGGUGGUUGAACGAGCGCUGGAGCGAGUAUUCCGCGAGUAUUUAUCUCACAUAACUUCGCGUUGCCAAUAUCCCGUAACUGUGGUUUACGCUCCGCCCCGAUCGUUGCAUUUCAAUCGCCUCACGUUCCAAUCCCCAGUUCCCCCGACGUCCUCCCCCAGAACCGAGGUCACCGUUCAGCCUCUGACCCCUCGGUUCUACACCCGCAUUGCGCAAUAUCGCGAUGUUCGAGAAGCAUUCCCCGCGAUGGCAAAAUCCCAUCCUACUAGCGCAGAUCACUUGUCUUGCUUCUUAUGGGUCUCAGACAUGUCAGCCCUGGAUCAUUUACUGACAGCCACUGCGCCCGCCAUCCCCGAGUUGAAGAGUGCUUUUACUAGAGAUGAUCCACAACGGCCGUUGAGGCUCACCAUUUCCAAGGGCGUCAUCGCAUGGCUACGGGGAAGCAAUAAUGAGACGUUCAUGGAUAGCUUCUGCUACUGGUCUCAGUCCCAGCAAAUGCAAAGAGAGUAUCAAAAAGCGGUAAUACAUCACCUACUGGCUAAUAAGCUCCCGGUCGAGUCUCAGGCUGCUGUGAUGCUCUGUUAUAUUUCUCUUACCACGGUGGUCGUCUACCUCCUGUUGCAUCUGCUGGCUGCUUUUGUGCAGAGCUGGCGAUUAGGCUCUGUCCUUACUAAUAGUAGAUAUUUAGUCACACCAUCGGUUGGAGCGCUCGUGUAUGGGGGCUGGGCUAUGUUGACCAAAUAUGUAGGCAAGUACUACCUGAAUCCUUUUGCGUGGGGUGACGGACUCUAA